UUACCUCUUCCACCUCUCACGACUCCAGGCUUCCACCCUCAGGUGCAGCACCUCACUCUCCAACCAUGGCCAAGGACAUGACUCUGCUGUGGGGCUCCGGCUCUCCUCCCUGCUGGAGGAUCCAGAUCACACUGGAGGAGAAGAAGCUGCAGGGCUACAACCAAAAACUGCUCUCCUUCAUGAAGGGAGAGCAUAAGUCCAAACAGGUCAUGGACAUGAAUCCCAGGGGACAGCUCCCUGCCUUUAAACAUAAAGACUAUGUCCUGAAUGAGUCUUACGCUGCGUGCUUGUACCUGGAGAACCAGUUUGGGGGACAGGGAGACAAACUGGUCCCCGAAUGCCCAGCUGAACAAGCAAUGAUGUACCAGCGCAUGUUUGAGGGUCUCGCGCUCAACCAGAAAAUGGCGGAUGUUAUCUACUACGAGUGGAAGGUCCCUGAGGGAGAGAGACAUGACAGUGCUGUGAAGAGAAACCGGGAGGCUCUGACUGCUGAGAUCAAGCUGUGGGAGGGAUACCUGAGCAAGGGACCGGGCCCUUUCCUUGCAGGAAAGACCUUUUCACUGGCUGAUGUGGCUGUUUACCCGAGCAUUGCUUAUCUCUACCGUUUUCAGUUAUCUGAAGAUCGUUACCCUAAACUGGCAGCUUACUAUAACUCCCUGAAGGAAAGACCCAGCAUCAAAACCAGCUGGCCUCCUACCUGGCUGGAGACCCCAGACGAAACAGGAAAGCUGAAAGACAUCUGAGAUUCAAACCUGCUUCGUCUGACACACAAGAACUACAUACGAUCUGUACCCUCUCCUUGAAUUGCAUGAUUCUAGCACUUUUUAUAUGCAUUUGCUGUGGUUAUUACAUUGAAGAAAAUAAAUUACGUGGCUGUAACUCUAGAUUUUUGUGCUCUUAACAAAAAUAAAUUUUGUCUUUCCAUGCGUUUGA
Gasterosteus aculeatus aculeatus (three-spined stickleback) is the source of this 933-nucleotide messenger RNA. RefSeq names its product glutathione S-transferase A. NCBI's taxonomy places the organism in Eukaryota, Metazoa, Chordata, Actinopteri, Perciformes, Gasterosteidae. The record is from RefSeq and is a predicted model, not a curated record.